This is a messenger RNA of Orbicella faveolata, 2428 nucleotides long. RefSeq lists its product as uncharacterized. The record is from RefSeq and is a predicted model, not a curated record. Lineage: Eukaryota; Metazoa; Cnidaria; Anthozoa; Scleractinia; Merulinidae.
GUCUUUGUGAGACGCAGCCAUAUAAUAAAAGCAUUUAUGACCUGUAUAAAGAUUUUACCGCAGAUAACGUGGAUCCUUGGAAAAUAGCAGACGACUUCGCUUUUGCGGCUUCUACUGGAAUUGGAGCAGCACUAGGUGGGUAGCGAUAACAACAGAGUGAGUACAUUAGUGACAGUACAUAUUUUAUAUGAUAAAGCGACGGAGUUACAGCAACUUUUGUGCAAUUGUUUUUAACUUCAUCGAGAAGGUUCUUCUGAAAGAAUUCUUUUGGACAGUUUAUCUUGAUUUGCUUGUGUACUAAAUGGAACCUAAAUGGGAAAUCCAAACCAGUUUGGCAUUCCAUUGUUUGGGAUCUUCAUGAAUUGCAGUUAUAUAUAAACAACCGAAGGGGAUUGUUAAUGUUUAAUAAAACUAUGUGUUCUUAUUACUCAUUUUCAGGAAUUGUCACCUUCGUUGGUGUUACCGGUGCUGCGGCAGCAGCAACUGGCAUAGGAGCUUUGCUUGUUAUUGGGAUUGGUCUAAUUGCCGUCAUAAGCGACGCAAUAAGGCAGUCAGUUAGAGAAAAGCAAGAAAGACAGAGACAGUGCAAUGAAUGGAGACAAUGGUGUUCCUGGGGCAAAGACCUUUUUAACCACUACGGACUUUUGGUGGACAGCAGCGCAAACCCUUGCAGCAAAUGCCCAUCGAACAAGAAGCAUCACAUGUUACGCAUUAUGUGCUCAAAUCGGCGACUUUUCGUCCCGGCUUUCAAGAGAGCAUUGGUGAAUGGACUGGAUUCCGGAAAAGACGUGAAAAGCCUGGUGCCAAGUUUGGGAAGGAUUGAGGGAAAAGCUUGCCCUGCUUGGUUACGCCAUUUCUACAAACGUCAAGGAAAACGUCAUUGAAAACUACAAGGAAACCAAGGGAACGACAACCACAUCCAAAAAGGCCUGCAUUAGAAAAAAAUAACAGUCUAUACAGCACUCAUCAGCUUAUCUAGUGAAUUAUCAAAACCAUUUAAAAAUUGUCCCAAGGAAAAUAAGUGAGUUUACUGCUUAAAAAUCGUAUUUCUAAAUUUCGAUAAACACAAAGAAAGUUGUCGCAGUCACGUUGUUCGUUUUUUUCUUAUGGCUGAUUUCUAAAAAGAACAAGUCAAAAAUUACUUUCUUCUUGUUUCUAUCGAGUUAUAGGAACGCUCGUGAAAGUUUGGGAGAACUAAGUCUGUUCAAACUUUCUCCAAUCGGCUCGUGUUUCCACAACAUUUCUCCUUCUCCCAAGCUUCUCCUCGUUAUAAAUCAAUAGAAACACGAAAAAUUUCAAUUUCUUAAAUAUCAAUUAAGUUUUACAUUGAAAUAUCUUCAAUAUCAAAACACUUAUUCUGGAAUUAUGAAAAUUUAAUUAGAAAACCAGUUCAUCACUCGUUCCAGUUAGGCUAUUAUAACGGACAAGUUACUCAAGACUGAUGUUUCAAUCAUAGAUGAGAGUGAUCAUUUUAUCGUGAACAUUCACCGAUAUUUAAAGUAAACAAGGUUGCUAUAAAAACGUUUUUGCAUCUUGCAAUACCAUUCAAGUUAAGCUCAUUUAGAAUGCUGAUACAUUCACAGAACUUGUUGUUACAGUAAGUGUCCCAAAUAUCCACCAGAGAAAAAACAAAGGUGUAUACCUUACCAUAAGUGAGCUAGAACGUUAUAAAGGACGAGUUAGAGUGAUGUUUUGAUGAGGGUGAUUUUUUCAUCGUGAACGUUUUCAAAAGGUUUUGCACAAUACAAUAUCAUUUAGAAAACUUAAUUUAUUCACUGACCUUGUCGUUACGGUAAAUGGCCCAAAUUUCGACCAGAAAAGAAGCGAAGGUGUACACCUUACCUUAACAAAACGUGGACAGGCAGAAAAUGACAAUACACUUUACCACCAGACACUCAGUUGACAUGAAUAAGUGAGAACAAAAAGGCUAGGUUUGAGUUCACCAGCAUACUAAAGCAUACUACAAUAAAUAGGUGCAUGGCCUCAGUAAUAGUUGACAUCCAGUAUCAGGCUAAAAAUUAUUCUAUGAUUAGACUACGACAAAACUAAAGGAAAUAAUAUCUAUCACGCUACUCCUUAGGGCAUUCACUUGAUAAAAUGUUGGCAUGAAAUAAGCUCCACCGAUCAAUUUUCAAAAAUUUAUUACAUAGAUUUGCAUUAAUAACAAUAAAGUAUUCUUGUAAAUCGAUAUGUAAUGGGCCCCAAUACUCAAUACAUGAAAAAAUGUAUAAUCUUCAACUUAGAUUUGGCUAUAUAACGGCUAUUUCCCUUUAAACAAACAACUUGAACCUAUAGUGAUGCUUAAUAUAAACACCAACCCACGGAGCCACUUAACUCAGUAUACAAGGAAGGGAAAAUGUGAUAGUGAUGAAUACAAAUAAUAAUUGCCAAUAAUAAAAUGAUGAUAUAACAAACUACGUACAUGUAU